AGGUAAAACGUUUCGAUGACUCACUCAGUCAUUUCAGUCACUGAUAAAUGCUCUCUCUCCCUCUCUCUCUCCUCUGUCUUUCUACUGAGGAACAGCUAGUAAAGCACUCACAUUUGAUUUUUCUACGCACACAGAGGUCUCAGCUGUGGUGUGUGCUCCGACGUCGUUUAGCUCAUCCUUCGGUUCCGGUUAUUCUGUGUUGAAAUGAGACUGAACAUAGUGGAAUAAAUACAAAUUUCAUGUGAAAAAUGCGGUCCUAGAGUUUGGAAUUGCAGCAAGAUUUCUUUUUGAAAGCUUAAAUGUCAGGAAGCAAAGUGUUGCUAACGUAUAAGCGAAAGCGGCAAUCAAGAACAGAUCCUGUACAGGGACAUGAGUGCCAUAAUUCACUUUUUGUUGCUCCCGAUGAUACUUCUUUAAGCAAACCACCAGACUUGCAAGAUCAUUUGAUUGAUAAGCGUUCAUCAGAACAUUAUAACAGAAAUUUUGCGGUGUACCAUGUAUGUUUUGUGUGCUGUGUCGGGGGUAACCUGAAGCACUGUGGCAAAUGCCUUCAGUCGUAUCAUCUCCAAUGCCUAGAUAAGCCCCAUAAGGAAAAGAAACACAUUGAAGUAUCUGGCACAAGACAAAUACCAAUUAAAACCUUUCCAACAAGUCUUGAUGAGGUUCCCACCCAAAGGGAUCCAUAUGGGAAUAAGUCUAGUGGCAAGAAAGUUGGCUCAUCUUCAAAUGCUAAUGCUGGAGCAUUGGUUGAUGAUAAUAAUGUUGGAGGGAGGUUAGUUUCUCAAUUGGUGAUGAAUUCCGCUGUAAUUACUGCUGAUUUUGUCAGACAAAAAUCAUCAUCAUCAGCAGCAGCAUUUGAAAGAAAAAGCAGCUCUGAAUGUGAUGGUAGCUCGUCAAGAUUGAAUAUAUCAAACUUAGAAGACACUGAUUCAUUCUCUAGAAAUAAGUUAGAUGAAUUAGGUGGUGAUUCAGCUGCGCAAAACAAGUUGACCACCCCAUUGAUUACUUUCUGCCGAAGGAAUAAAAGAAAAAAGGAUAUGGAUGAGUCUAAUAUACAAAGGAAAUCACUGCCUAUGGAAAAUAGCUGCUCAUUGAUAACCAAAUUGAAUAAUUCUGUUUGUACUAAUACCAGUUCUUAUGAAGAAACAUCCCCUGAAAACUGCUCAGUAGAUCAUGAAGCAGAUUUGAAGCACUCCAGAGAGAUCAUUGAUUUUACAUAUGCUCAUGCUGGAUCUGCUGCCGCUGGAACUAAAAUUUUGAUGCAUGAAGAAGAACAACUGCAUGAUGAGGAAAAGACAGGCAGUGAUGCCUUACAACAGGCUGGAAAAGUACUUGGCCAGAGUGCUCAAAGUGCAAUGGAUGUUGAAGUUCUUUGCAUGGAUCAUUUAAGAAAAAGUAGUGAUACUAGAGACUCCUCUUCUGAAGCUGUAACUCUAUGUAAACCAGGAAAAACCCAUGCAUUGAUAAGAGAUGAAGCUCAAGUUUUAUCAAAUGAUGAUCUUAAAGCAACAGAAACCCCUCAUUUAGGCAGAUCACUUCCUUAUUUGGACUUGUUUGUUAUACCCACUGAAUUCUUACUAGCAGAUUCAUGUGGCACUGUGGAAUGCAAUGUUGACUUAAACUUGAGUUCUCAGAAGCAACCUGACCUGUUUGCGCCAAAAACUAUGUGGGACUCCUUGGAUUCUACUAGCAGAAAUAAUGCCACUGUAUUGCAGGAACUGUCUCCUCCAGAAAUGUCAGCUGCGAGAAUUGAAAGAGUAGAAACUCAUGCUUCAAGGUUACACAAAGAUGCAUUUGAAUUUUUAGAAGUUGGUGACAGCUGCAAAGAUGAUGAUAAAGUUAGUCCUCUAUUUUCCAAGGAAAUUACACCAAAAAACCAAUGUCUGCAGCUAUUUUCAGAAGAAAAAACCAGUGAAAAUUUUCACCCAGUGACAAAACAGCCUGUGGCGGCAGCUUCUAUAGCUUCAGAACAAAGAAAAAUUCUUCUGUUGGGAGGCAAAAAUAAUCAACCAGAACAAGAAUCUCCUCUGUUACUAGGUCUAUCCUUACCAGAAAACCCUUUAACUGCAGGAUGUGCAACCAAUACCUACUUCAGUGCGUUUCCCUUCUUGAACUCUGUCAUUGAAACCAGAGAAUUUAUCCGAGAUGCAGCACUCCAAUCUUCCUCGAGCCAUUUAUCAUCAGUAUUGAGACACAAGCAUAUGCAAGAUAGCAUUGCAAGCCGAGCAAGAGCUUUCAAUGAAAGGAGUAGUUUUCAUGACAAAUAUAAGCCAUAUAGUACCAUGUGGUCUGAAGAGGAGUUGGAUUUUCUAUGGAUAGGUGUGAGGAGACAUGGAAGGGACAAUUGGGAUGCUAUGUUAAGGGAUCCAAGAUUGCACUUCUCAUCAUGGAGAGUGGCAUGGGACUUAGCUGAGCGGUGGGAAGAGGAACAGUCAAAACUUUUGAGUGGCAUAUGUGUUCCUCAAUUCAAGUACUCGAUAGCACAAGGCAGUUCUUUGGACUACCACUACUUCUUGGGUCCAAAAACAGGAAUCUGGAAAGAAAAUACAGCAGAUGAACCUGGACUUUCAUUUGGCAAUGUUGAUGCUUGUAGAGGAGGUAAUGCCUGGAGGAGGCCACUAUUCCAGCCGGCUUAUACUUGCAAUAAUGGCAAUGAACACCUCCAGAGGCCUAUUAGUUACACAAAGAGGACAUCUCAUUUUGGUUUCCGAAGGGCGAAGUAUGACGAGGAUGAAUUUAGUAUUUUAAGUAGAAGUAGGAGUAUGGCAAAGGGCAAUUUACUAUCAACUAAUGGCCCCACAACCUGCGUUGGAGCAAAGGGAAACUUGCCCCACUGGCUCAGAGAAGCUGUUGUUGCUCCCCCAGUGAGCCUGACAGAGCCAACUCCGCCGUCAACUGUUUCAUUGAUUGCUCAUCCAGACAUGUUGAAUGUCACCCAUCCUGAUUUUGAUUGUCAGGAAUCACAUUUUGUACCUAGGAAUGAAACGCGGUUUACAAUGGGUGUUUUCAGAGAAAACAACCUACAUCCAUUAAGUACUAGUCCUCUUUCCAAUUACCCAUCAGGAAUAGGACUUGGAGGACUCAGGAUGGCUAAUCUGAGAAGGGAUUAUUCUCGUCAUGGGGGUAAGCAAGAAGACUUGAUUGUUAUAGACAGCGAUGCUUCUUCUGAAGAGACUAUAUCUGAUGAUCGUAGUGCUAGGGUGUAGCUUCAAGGUAGCCUGGCUGGGGGGUGAAACUCUGUUUGUUUAUAGGGGAAGUAUAGAAAGGUGUGUGCAGAGUUUGUUAGUCAGGCAAUUUGUAAAUGCAAGGAAUGUAUGGAACUUGUCAUUGAAUGUUCUAUGCUUAUAAGAGAAUCUUUCUCAGAUACGUGCUGUCUGGGCUAAACCCGGCCACAAAUAUUUUAUUUUGUGGCGGAUCC
Messenger RNA from Prunus avium (sweet cherry), 3418 nucleotides. RefSeq lists its product as uncharacterized. The record is from RefSeq and is a predicted model, not a curated record. Gene Ontology annotation, molecular function: histone binding; ATP-dependent chromatin remodeler activity; DNA binding. NCBI's taxonomy places the organism in Eukaryota, Viridiplantae, Streptophyta, Magnoliopsida, Rosales, Rosaceae. Gene Ontology annotation, cellular component: chromatin; nucleus. Gene Ontology annotation, biological process: nucleosome organization.